AUGGAUGGGCUCGGGUUUUAUUGGUUGACUCCAAUGGGCUUCUCCGACGGGUGGACGAUAACUGGUCAUGAUUCAAAUGAUCUUCUGCUGGGCAACGCAAGUAUCUAUGUUGGUCGCAUCAUGGGCAUCAAGCGUUCGUUAGUGGAUGCCUCUUACCAUAAUAUCAGAGUUGGGAUCGCGGUGUUUUCGUCUGAAGCUCAGAAUUCCACACAAAGCAGACAAGGGACCGAGUCGUCCGAUAUUUCGUUAGCAGCUACUCCGCGUAUCUAG
Paracoccidioides brasiliensis Pb18 is the source of this 270-nucleotide messenger RNA. RefSeq lists its product as uncharacterized. The transcript is spliced from 2 exons. The coding region runs from base 1 to 270 and encodes 89 amino acids. The record is from RefSeq and is a predicted model, not a curated record.